AUGUCCUGCUGGUUCCAGAGCAGCCUGAAGUGGAUUCCCCACCUAGCUCAGUCCACGGCCCCAAAUGCAGAUGAUGACUGGUCUGGAGUGCCCGCUACUGUUUACCCGGAGGAGCUGGACAAUGCCUGGACACCAGAGGUUGUUGGUGAACUGAACGGAAACAAUAUAGAGGAUGUCAUUGCUCAGGGUAACUGCAAACUUGCCAGCAUGCCAGUUGGUGGAGCUGUAGCAGUCUCAGCUGGACCAGGUUCUGCUGCUCCUGCUGCUGCUGAGGAGAAGGAGGAAUCUGACAACGACAUGGAAUGUGGCCUAUUUGACUAAACUUUUGCUACA
This is a messenger RNA of Malaclemys terrapin pileata, 333 nucleotides long. Its product is annotated as 60S acidic ribosomal protein P2-like. Gene Ontology annotation, biological process: cytoplasmic translational elongation. Gene Ontology annotation, molecular function: structural constituent of ribosome. Bases 1 to 321 code for a protein of 106 amino acids. The record is from RefSeq and is a predicted model, not a curated record. Gene Ontology annotation, cellular component: cytosolic large ribosomal subunit. The transcript is spliced from 4 exons. Lineage: Eukaryota; Metazoa; Chordata; Testudines; Emydidae.